GCAGUGAAAAUAGCUGGAUUGAGCUCGCCAAAAGAGGCACUCCAGCCGAUAAAUGCAGACUCGGGACUGCCCUUCAUAGACUCGGAAGAAGGCUCGGAGGGGGGCGAUGGCGAUCUGGAACCGUCUGUGCCGAGGUAUAAGACGAGCGUGGUGAGGGUGGAACCGACGGAGUUGAGAAUAUUCGCGUGA
Anisakis simplex (herring worm) is the source of this 189-nucleotide messenger RNA. Lineage: Eukaryota; Metazoa; Nematoda; Chromadorea; Rhabditida; Anisakidae. The record is from the annotation of a GenBank genome assembly.